AGGAGAUCGACGUGAAGCCCUCGUCGUCGACAAAUUCUAUGGCGAACAAGCCUGCAUUGUUACCUAGUGGUGUUGGUCAAAUGAAGCAACUGCAGGGAGCGAAGAUGGUUAACCAAACGGAAUCAUCGUCAUCUGGCUCGGCUACGGUGUUAAGCAGUUGCCUCUUCAAUUGCCAAAGCUGCAAGCAAAAUUGUGUCACGUCGCAGCUAGCUUCUCUAUAGAAUUGCCAAUACAGCGUCAUGAAAGAAUUAGCGAGGGUAGAAGCCUAAAUCUAAGGGUAGAAAGACAUAGAGCUAUCGAAGAGAGGUCCGACGAUGUCCACGGGCAGAGAAGCACGCGUUCACUGCUGAGAUCCUGCGUGUUAGGCACAUCGUAGCUACUAUAUUGAUCUACCUGUCCGAGGGCUAUAUCGGUCCGCGUGUUUCGGUGCAGUACCUUUCAGUCCACCAGCGCGGGAUCAACGUUUCGUCCUGCUGUAUUCAUCGAGAUCACGUUUCCUUGAAAUACAGUUCACAGUUCAGUGUUCGUGUUCGAUCGACACCUGUGAAUCUUUCUGUUCUUUCUGCUUCUUUUUCCUUUUCUAAUUAUCCGACACGUUAUCAUUCGAGCUAAUUAUAAUCCGUAAGCCGGAAGCGUUCGAAAUUCGGGAUAUUCUCGGUGUUUGAAUUUCACGAAACGAAAUUAAACAAUGAACAGUUCAGUUGUCGUGUUCGAUCACACUCGUCAAUAUUUCCAAUCUUUUAUUAUUCGACCUAUUAUUCUACAGCUUAAGAAUCUACGAAGGAAAUAAAAUUCAGUUAACUAAUUUUAGUUGCAGUUUCGCCAGAACGAAAUUGGUUUAUGGCUCGGUUACCGCGUUUAAUCGAUACCUAUGAAUCUUGUCAACGUUGUUAUUCAAUUUCGUAAAAUUACGCAGUUCGCCGUUCAGUUUUCGCGUUCGAUCAGACCCGUGAGUGGUCCUCGCGUUAUCGUGUCACCUUUUUUACUUUACAAACCCGUUACUCUAUGGUCUAAGAAUCGACGAAUGAAAAAGCUCGAAUACCUUUGAUUCCAAUCUCGCGAAAAUUGCAUAGUUUACAACUGAAUUUCCGCGUACGAAUAUUUUUAUUCAAUGUGCUAUUGAAUAAAAUCAUCUUCUAUCACUCGAUUUAUAUUAUUUUAUCAAUUUACUAUUCUUCGAUCUAAACAAUUUGAGAUGUCGAGUGGUGCCGGUUGCAAUUUCGUAGAAACGAAAUUACACAGUUCACGGUUCAAUGAUCGGCGCUUCUGAAUCUUUUUAACCUUAUUAUUCCAUCUGCUACUCUACGAUUAACCCAAAUCUAAUUCAAGGCUUCAAUACAUCGCAGUACCGCUACACAGUUCACAGUUCACUGGUCAUCGCUUGUGUGCUUCGUUUCAACCUGAUUACCUACUUUAUUUCAUCAACUACAAAUUUAUUGUUCCGCAGUAGAAAAAUCGCAAACCUUCGAUACUCUCAGUUCCAAUUGCACGACGAUAAAAUAUCGGUAUCUAGUAAAGUGUCUAAUGGACGAGAUGAAUUUUAACGAGAUAUGUCUCCAGAGCUCGACAGUAGAUGGUAGAUUUUUGCCAUGAGAAACUGGUAACUGGAUAACAGAGACAGUGGGUGUUUGCUUUUCUUAUUUCUCGCUCGUCACUCCUAUUACAAAGGAUCACGCAGAAAGCGAGAAUUGUUCGAGUCUAGAAGAGGAUCGAUCGACGCGGUUCUCAAAACGACCGAUCGUUUGGACCGGUCUCAGCAGUUUUUCCUGGGAUAUAUCCAGGCCAUCCUAUAAGUAAUGCGGUUUCUUGGGAGGAUGGUUAAAGGUUUGCGGACUGUGACGUUUCGAUGAGAAAAUGCCACGAUGCUGCGGCGCGUCUUUGGUAUCCGUCAUGGGCGGCGAGGGGUCUCCGCAAAGUCUCGGUUUGCAGAUUCAGGACGGCAAUCCUCGAAAUAAAACAGCCUUAGCACCUGGCCACAGUUUGAUGGACUGGAUUCGAUUGGGAAACUCUGGCGUCGAUUUAACCGGCGUUGGUGGAGUUCCACGUGUCGUAACUUUGUCCGAACUGGCCACUCACAAUAAGCAAAACGACGCUUGGAUCGCGAUUCGAGGGAUCGUUUUCAACGUGACACGUUACAUGGACUUCCAUCCAGGAGGAGUCAACGAAUUAAUGAGAGGCGUUGGAAAAGAUGCCACGAAGCUUUUCGAAAACGUGCACGCUUGGGUCAACUAUCAGAGCAUCCUUCAGAAAUGCGUGGUCGGAAGGCUGAGCCGUGGCUCGGUGAGCGGUACCACCGCGUCGUCGCCGACGGAAAAUGCUGCCUCGAGUACGAGCAAUUGUUCGUCGGCGACGUUGAACCUGAUAACAAGUUGCACAACUCAUAGUGUGAACCAAGAAAAUGUAUCAGACGCUAAUUUAUUGAAUAUAAAAAUGGAGUGGAGGCAAACACACGACACGUUCACAUUGUUUUAUCCAACGACGUGCAAUUAUCCGAGCAUGUGCUAUCAAUUAUCAAGGAUAAGCGACUCGAAGCUGAUAUACAAAUUAUGUUUCGGGAGCACCAUAGUAAUGCAGGAGUUGGAAUUAACAGCAGAAAUAGAAUGGCCACCGGACUGCUUCAGAGAUUUCGAAAUGAGGGAGAUGACUUUUACGUUUGCGAAGCGGAGGAUAGGAUUAUGGAAAUCUUACGGUAAUCAAACGAUACUCAGGGAGACGAAUAUGGAUGAUCGAAUGUACACAGAAUACGAAGUACUUACGAACAAACCGCUUUCUAAGUUAGUUCAUCUGUUAGUCGUGCGAGCAAAAGACUUCUUGCAAGUUAUACCUAUUGGCAGGCACGUAGAAGUCAAAAUGAACGUCAUGGGGAUGGAAGUAUCGCGAUUGUACACGCCUGUCCCACCGUGCCUUCAUCCGGACGAUAUGGCGCCAAACUACAAGUCUGAUUGCCUGUGUUUCAUGAUCAAGAAAUACCCGAAUGGCGCUUUGAGUCCGUCCAUAACCGCUCUUGAGAUUGGUCAGACCUUUCUUGUGAGCAAUGCUUUAGGUGACUUCAUGACAGAACCCUAUGAUAUGUAUUCUAUCCUUCAUUUGAUCGCUGGUGGCACCGGUUUGACAGUGAUACUUGGCAUCAUACAGCAAGCUUUGGCCAGAAGCUGUGUAAGCAACAUAAACUUACUCAACUUCAACAAGGACGAAGAUAACAUGUUUUACGUGAAGGAACUGGAAAAGGCUAGCACAGACGAAAGAUUAAAAGUUACACAUAUCCUUUCACAAGCCGGAGACACCUGGAAAGGCAGACGCGGCACGUUAUCUGAUUAUUUAUUAGAGGAACUAGUUGCAACAAGUAAACCAUAUGCAUUCGUCUAUACGUGCGGGCCUCCAGGAUUCAUACUGUCCGCAAAGAAUUCACUUCGAAAACUCAAUUGGAAGCCGUGCCAAAUGUACGAAUUCGAAGAUUAGCUGUACUCAUCGAAAGCGUACUCCAUCUCUUUUGAUACCAAAUGUUGGAACAUUGGCAAACGUAUGGAAACAAUUACGUGUCGUACCGUUGAAUUUUUAAAAAGAAUCUUUUGGAUACUUUUAUUCCUAUUUCCGCCCACAAUCUCAGAUUCGUGCGUGUAAGUUUAUCAGGGAAUCGAGUGGCAAAUAUGUAACAAAAAAAAAAAGAAGAAUGUUUGGAGAAAUAGAAUUUUUUUUAUAGAAGUAUUUUUUAUGAGAUUUCGUUUGAUAAAAUUUUUCUAUGAAAUUUAUAUUCAAUUUUUUAUCGAAAGAUGUAGAAUUUCUUUUCAAGAAGUAGUAGAUCUUUCAAUUUUUAAUGUUACUGUCGAAAUUAAUUUAGAAGAUAAUUUUAUAAAUAUUAAUUAUCUAUUGUGUAUUAUCUAUUAAAGAUUGUGUAUCUAUAUAAAAUAUUGCAGCAAAGUUAAUUAUGAUUUUGUUUCUUUUGUGAAAUAGUGUCUUCCGUUUCAAUAAUUCACUCGAUUUGACCGCAAUACGCAAAAGCAAACACCUGUAUAUUUGUACUUACUAUGAGUAAGUAGACGCGCAUACUUUGUACCAUAUCUACGAAUUUCGAAAAAAAAAGAACAAGAAAUGAAAAAAAGAAACAAUAGGAGUAAGGGUCACGGAUGAAAGUCUUUGAAAUCUACGGGACGAGCCAUAGAUGUAAUUCCUAUAUGGUUCGCGAAUAACAAAUUAUUUUUACAAACGUCGUCUUUUAAUCUAUCAUCCAGAGAGUUGUAUUUUGAACAAUUUAUCCGGGAACAUUAACAAGUAUUUUCAGACGUAGGUCAAUUCGAAACGAUCAUGGUGCUAUUUCUUAAAACGAACCGAAACAAACAUCUCACAACCAUAAUUUUUAAAUUCCCAGUCUGCAUUUUAUAUAGAAACAUUUUAACCAGAUUUUUAUUUCUACAUAAUAAACUGCAGUCCCCUGUGUCUAUCGAAUUAGAAUCCCUUGCGAGAUUUGAAUAUUUUUUACUUGUUAGUAAUAAAUUAAAUAAAUUAAAUAGUUGACAGGCUUUCUGCAAAAAGCUAUAUAUAUAUAUAUAACUUUUAUUACACAAGAUGAUAAAUUGAGUAAAUCGUGGCAGAAUUUUAGUCCUAAAAUUUGAAUAUUAUCUACGUUUGAAUUAAUAAUUACAAUUCUUAAUAAAUCUUCUACGUAGAGUACCAUUUGCAUAUGUUUAUAGAUGUUUUCUUUAGGAAGUUGUUCAAUUGUUAUGUAUACAGAAUCGUCCACGUAUUUAGUAAUAAUUAUUUGGACAAACAAAAAUAAUCUGUUUAUUUAUCCUGCACAGUGUGCAUACGAUACGAUAUAUCGUUUGACGAGUGGAAUAAUUUGCGUACGUAGUUCUAAUUCGAUAGCCAGGUACUGUGAAGUGAUUAAAGCAUCAUGUUGGGCUUUCCUUUGGAAAUAAAACACGUGGCAGAUAGGGGCCUUAGAACUCUGGGUGAAAACUCUAGAAUCGUUACCAAUAAAAUGGCCUAAUCGCAGAAACGUUUUAAAAUUAACAGCAUAACGCAAAAGUACCAGAACCAUAGUUCUUCGAUUUUUCAUAAAACUGAAGAAGAUUUACGAUAAGUGAGUGGAUUGGAAAGAUGGGGAAGAUCGAAGAACUUUUGCAAGUAAUUUUUACCGAUCACGUGUUUUCAGAUUCGAGCGUGUACGAUUGUUUCAUUCGAAGUUGGCCGUGUUUGAAAGAGGAAAGUAUAGUGUCUCGUAGUUUGCUGAACGACACGGAUAGUUUUAUUCAAAACAUACUCGAGUACGGACCAUUUUCUGCAUUUACGUACAUGUUAAAUACGCCUAUGUGUAUGUAUAUGUGUGUAUGUACAUAGUUGUUACCAGAAAUAAAUGAAUAUUUGAUGGCUCCUUGU
This is a messenger RNA of Bombus huntii, 5376 nucleotides long. Its product is annotated as cytochrome b5 reductase 4. NCBI's taxonomy places the organism in Eukaryota, Metazoa, Arthropoda, Insecta, Hymenoptera, Apidae. The record is from RefSeq and is a predicted model, not a curated record. Gene Ontology annotation, molecular function: heme binding; oxidoreductase activity. The coding region runs from base 1855 to 3459 and encodes 534 amino acids. The transcript is spliced from 12 exons. Gene Ontology annotation, cellular component: endoplasmic reticulum. Gene Ontology annotation, biological process: generation of precursor metabolites and energy; superoxide metabolic process.